AUUGGUUUUGAUCUUUGAUUUUCACUCUAUUUGAAAUAUAAGAAGUUACUUUCGAAGUGGAAGAAUAAGUAAAGGGAGAAUCUUUUUUUAACUUAUUGUGUGGUGAAGCAUGCAUAAAGCUUUUCGAGACUGAACAGCCUUUUCUAUCCAUUGUUCAUAUCUUCUGGACGCAGAAGAGUAGUAGGCGUCGAUGGAGUCUGAAGGUGAAACUGGGCCCAUGAAGAAUGUGGGUGGACAGGUCUGCCAAAUAUGUGGUGAUAAUGUUGGCAAAACUGUGGCUGGUGAUCCAUUCAUUGCUUGCGAUGUUUGUGCAUUUCCAGUGUGUAGGCCUUGCUAUGAAUACGAGAGGAAGGAUGGGAAUCAGUCUUGCCCUCAAUGCAAAACCAGAUAUAAGAGACAGAAAGGUAGCCCUGCCAUUCUUGGUGAUAGAGAGGAAGAUGGUGACGGUGAUGCUGAUGAGGUUGCCAGUGAUUUCAAUUACUCAUCUGAAACUCAAAACCAGAAGCAGAAGAUUUCAGAACGCAUGUUGAGCUGGCAGAUGAGGUAUGGGCGAGGGGAGGAUGUUGGGGCUCCAAAUUAUGAUAAAGAGGUUUCUCAUAACCAUAUUCCUCUACUAACCAAUGGGCAUGAGGUUUCUGGAGAGCUGUCUGCUGCAUCACCUGAGCAUAUUUCUAUGGCAUCUCCUGGAGUUGGUGGUGGGAAGCGCAUCGAUCCUCUGCCUUAUCCAGCUGAUGUCAAUCAAUCACCUAAUAGGCCAGUGAGGGAGUUCGGUUCACCAGGACUUGGCAAUGUGGCCUGGAAAGAGAGAGUUGAUGGCUGGAAAAUGAAGCAGGAGAAGAAUGUUAUUCCUAUGAGCACUGGCCAAGCUCCUUCUGAAAGGGGAGUUGGAGACAUUGAUGCCAGCACUGAUGUUCUUGUGGAUGACUCUCUUUUGAAUGAUGAAGCUCGGCAACCUCUUUCAAGAAAGGUUUCCGUUCCAUCAUCUAGGAUUAAUCCAUACAGGAUGGUCAUUGUUUUGCGGCUGGCUAUCCUCUGCAUUUUCUUGCACUACCGAAUAACAAAUCCUGUGACUAAUGCAUAUCCAUUGUGGUUAAUAUCUGUGAUAUGUGAGAUUUGGUUUGCUAUGUCCUGGAUUUUGGAUCAGUUCCCAAAAUGGCUCCCUGUGAACCGGGAAACAUAUCUUGACAGGCUUGCUUUAAGAUAUGAUCGUGAGGGAGAACCUUCACAAUUAGCUGCAGUUGACAUUUUUGUCAGUACUGUGGACCCAUUGAAGGAGCCUCCUCUUGUGACGGCAAACACUGUGCUAUCCAUUCUUGCAGUUGACUAUCCAGUUGACAAGGUUUCUUGCUAUGUCUCUGAUGAUGGUGCUGCAAUGUUGACCUUUGAAGCUUUGUCUGAGACUUCAGAGUUUGCAAGGAAAUGGGUACCUUUCUGCAAGAAAUAUAACAUUGAGCCACGGGCUCCAGAAUGGUACUUUGCUCAGAAGAUUGACUACUUGAAAGACAAAGUUCAAACAUCAUUUGUAAAGGAUCGUAGAGCUAUGAAGAGAGAAUAUGAAGAAUUUAAAGUCCGUGUUAAUGGGCUUGUUGCAAAGGCACAAAAAGUUCCUGAGGAAGGAUGGAUUAUGCAAGAUGGUACCCCAUGGCCAGGAAAUAACACCAGAGACCAUCCUGGAAUGAUCCAGGUUUUCUUAGGCCAAAAUGGAGGUCUUGAUGCUGAGGGUAAUGAGCUGCCACGGCUAGUUUAUGUUUCUCGUGAAAAGCGUCCAGGCUUUCAACACCACAAGAAAGCUGGUGCAAUGAAUGCACUUGUCAGAGUUUCAGCUGUUCUUACUAAUGGACCUUUCCUGCUGAAUCUUGAUUGUGAUCACUACAUAAACAACAGCAAAGCUUUGAGGGAAGCUAUGUGUUUCAUGAUGGAUCCCAAUCUUGGAAAACAUGUCUGUUAUGUUCAGUUUCCCCAGAGAUUUGAUGGUAUUGAUAGGAAUGAUCGAUAUGCCAAUCGCAACACUGUUUUCUUUGAUAUAAACUUGAGGGGUUUGGAUGGUAUUCAAGGCCCUGUUUAUGUGGGUACUGGAUGUGUCUUCAAUAGAACAGCCUUGUAUGGCUAUGAACCUCCUCUUAAACCCAAGCAUAAGAAACCUGGGUUUCUAUCUUCUCUCUGUGGUGGAUCACGAAAGAAGAGUUCAAACUCAAGUAAAAAGGGUUCAGACAAAAAGAAAUCUGGAAAGAAUGUUGAUCCCACUGUGCCAAUUUUCAGCCUGGAAGAUAUAGAAGAGGGGGUUGAAGGUGCUGGAUUUGAUGAUGAGAAGUCACUACUAAUGUCACAAAUGAGCCUGGAAAAAAGGUUUGGCCAGUCUGCUGUUUUUGUUGCUUCCACACUAAUGGAGAAUGGUGGUGUUCCUCAGUCUGCAACACCAGAGACUCUUCUUAAAGAGGCUAUUCAUGUUAUCAGCUGUGGGUAUGAGGACAAAACAGAUUGGGGAAGCGAGAUUGGAUGGAUCUAUGGUUCUGUUACAGAAGAUAUUCUUACUGGAUUUAAGAUGCAUGCCCGUGGUUGGCGGUCAAUUUACUGCAUGCCCAAGUCCAGUUUUAAAGAGUCUAAUCCGAUUAAUCUUUCAGAUUGUUUGAACCAAGUGCUUUGUUGGACUUUGAGUUUAGUAGAGAUUCUUUUCAGUCGGCAUUGUCCAAUUUGGUAUGGUUAUGGUGGUAGACUGAAAUGGCUAGAGAGGUUCGCAUAUAUAAACACUACAAUUUAUCCCAUCACAGCCAUUCCUCUUCUCAUGUACUGCACACUCCCAGCUGUCUGUCUACUUACAAACAAGUUCAUUAUUCCACAGAUUAGUAACCUUGCAAGUAUAUGGUUUAUAUCUCUCUUUCUUUCCAUCUUUGCAACUGGUAUUUUGGAAAUGAGAUGGAGCGGUGUCGGAAUUGAUGAAUGGUGGAGAAAUGAACAGUUUUGGGUCAUCGGAGGAGUUUCAGCCCAUCUUUUUGCUGUUUUCCAAGGUCUGCUUAAAGUACUUGCUGGCAUUGACACCAAUUUCACCGUCACCUCCAAGGCAUCGGACGAGGAUGGAGACUUUGCCGAACUUUACAUGUUCAAAUGGACAACUCUUUUAAUCCCACCAACCACUCUCCUCAUCGUUAACAUAGUAGGCGUCGUUGCCGGAAUAUCCUAUGCUAUUAACAGUGGUUAUCAAUCAUGGGGUCCUCUUUUCGGCAAGCUUUUCUUCGCCUUCUGGGUGAUUGUCCAUCUUUAUCCAUUCCUUAAAGGUUUGAUGGGUCGCCAGAACCGAACACCGACCAUUGUCGUUGUCUGGUCUAUUCUCCUUGCUUCCAUUUUCUCUCUCUUAUGGGUAAGAGUUGAUCCAUUCACUACAAGCGUAACAGGUCCUGAUGUGCAGCAAUGUGGAAUCAACUGUUAAAAGAGAAAAUCUGAAACUUCCACAAAGGAAGUGAAGUUGUUAUGCAAAUCUUGCAUUUUUUUUUUUUUUUGUGAUCUUUUGGUCUGUGAAUUUACAUCUCUGUGCAGAUUAUAGGUGGUCAUAUUAAAUUAAAUUAUAUUGUUGUUCCAUGAGUGAUCAAAACUGUACUAUUGUGGAUAUAUGAAGUUAUGGAUAGUACUUAAUCUAGUGGAACAAAGAUUCUAUUUAUUCUGUAACUUUACAUGUUCACAAGCAAA
Molecule: messenger RNA, 3681 nt
Organism: Jatropha curcas
Lineage: Eukaryota; Viridiplantae; Streptophyta; Magnoliopsida; Malpighiales; Euphorbiaceae
Source: RefSeq, a predicted model, not a curated record